AUGCCUCUCCCUAGACGACGCGGAAAUAAAGUUAAGGGUGUUCAGUUCACCAUCAUGGUGGUCGGUGCAUCCGGAAACGGACGAACGACCUUUGUGAACACUCUCUGCGAGUCGGAAGUCCUGGCGCACAAGGACCAACCCAGCCCUGAGGAGGCCCAUGCGGAAGAAAAUGUCAGAAUUAAGCCUGUUGGCGUUGAACUCGAAGAGGAUAGCAUCCGCAUUGCCCUUACCAUCGUCGACACUCCUGGCUUUGGCGACAAUAUUGACAACGAAUUUGCCUUCCAAGAAAUUGUUAACUACCUGGAGCGCCAAUAUGAUGACAUUCUCGCCGAGCAGUCUCGCAUCAAGCGUAACCCCCGCUUCAAGGACAACCGCGUCCACGCUUGCUUAUACUUCAUCUCUCCGACUGGCCAUGCACUGAGGGAAAUGGAUAUUGAGCUGAUGCGCCGUCUUUCACCUCGCGUCAAUGUUAUCCCUGUCAUUGGCCGCGCCGACUCGCUCACCGCCAGCGAGCUGCGUGCCUUCAAAAAGCGCGUGAUGGAGGACAUUGAACACUACGGGAUUACCAUCUAUGACUUCCCCUACGACGUUGAAGAAGACGACGAGGAUACUAUCUCCGAGAAUAUGGAGCUCAGGGCUCUCCUGCCGUUUGCUGUCAUCGGUUCUGAAGAGGAAAUCGACGUUCAGGGCGAGCCUGUCCGCGCCCGCAUCUACCCAUGGGGUAUCGCCGAAGUUGACAACCCAAAGCACUCUGACUUCAACCGUCUUCGUGGCGCAAUUCUUAGCUCUCACCUUAACGACCUAAAAAUGCUCACCGAGGAUGUCCUCUACGAGACUUAUCGUACCGAGAAGCUCUCUCGUAGUGUGCACUCGGAUAUUCGGGACUCUACCAUUCUUCCCGAGGAGCUCGCAAACCAGAGCGUCCGUCUCAAAGAAGAGCAGCUCCGCCGCGACGAAGAGAAGCUGCGCGAAAUCGAGCUGCGUGUCCAGCGCGAAAUCAACGAGAAAAGACAGGAACUCCUGGCAAAAGAAGAGUCGCUCCGAAACCUGGAAAGCCGUCUCACUGCCCAAGGCCUUGGUACGGAGGGCAGCUACUAA
Messenger RNA from Mycena indigotica, 1098 nucleotides. RefSeq names its product Chloride channel protein. Gene Ontology annotation, biological process: cytoskeleton-dependent cytokinesis. Gene Ontology annotation, molecular function: GTPase activity; GTP binding; molecular adaptor activity. Gene Ontology annotation, cellular component: cell division site; septin ring; septin complex. The transcript is spliced from 7 exons. Lineage: Eukaryota; Fungi; Basidiomycota; Agaricomycetes; Agaricales; Mycenaceae. Bases 1 to 1098 code for a protein of 365 amino acids. The record is from RefSeq and is a predicted model, not a curated record.